GUCCGAACUACCGGAGGUUCGAUAAAGAAUAAGAAAAGGCAAAAGAAAGAAAUAAGACCUUCGUGAUUCGUGAUAGUGAAGGAAGGAAACAAUAUUUUGAGACAAAAAAGGCAUACCUUUAAGCAGAAAUUAAUACGAGUACAAAAAAAUCCUUCGUAAAAUUAGUGUUUCUACCCUUUUAUAACUCUCCUUUUUUCCAUUAGUUUUUUCUUAGAUUCCUUGACUCACCCAUCCUUAUCAUUACUACUUGUUCAAUCCUCCUUACAUUAAAAAUCAGCUUUUCUAUACCCACUUCUUCUUUUCUCCAACAAAUUUCUCUUCUUUCCAAAUUUUUUCUUUUCCACAGUAUUUUUUCUUACUUUAGCUUCAAUCUCAGGAAAUCAAGCUCUCUUUAAUCCAACAUUAACAAAAUAAAAAGUAAUCUUUGCUUAGCAAAGUUACUACCCAUGCAUGAAUAAUCACUACCAUAUUGCUUGAAAAGUGCAAAUCUCCAUUGUUAUAUUAUGCAAUUAUUGAGAUGAUGCCAGAAAAAUUGAUUAACUCGGUAACUCAAUGGCCGAUUCUGAGGCUGACUCGCCGAGUUGGGAUUAUAGUAUCUGUGUCUUUGUUAGCUUUGUUGCUGGUUUGGAGCAUUGAUCAAUCUACAGUUACAUUUGUCUUAGAUAUUUGGAGGUACCCAAGAGAAUCUAUUGCUCAUACACUUGAUAAUUCUCCAAAUUUUACUGUUUCAUGCUCUCAGAAUUCCCAAAAUUCAACAUUAUAUACUGAAUUUAAUGGUACCUAUGUGAAUUUUGUUAAUGGUACCAACGUUGGGUUGCCUAGAACUGAAAACCUAGAUGAGAUUUUGUAUAAUCCAUGCCAGAAUGAUGUCAAUAUUUCAUCUGGGUUAGAGCAAAGUAUAGGUGUGCCUCAUGAACAAUCAGAGAGGGAUUCGGAUCAGGUUUCAGGUGAAAUUGAUCCGAAAGACGAAAUAACAAACCGGACCUAUGGGUUGGAUUGGGUUUCAGUUGAGUUGGAGCAGAAUUUUAGCUCAAAUCUUUUAUCUAGGUGGUUGACACCAGGUGGUGAGCCUUGCAAAGAUUCGAGAACAGUUGACAUAGAAUUUGUUAACUUUGAUGAUGAAAAACCACCUGUGUUAUCAACUGGGAAUGCUCAUGAGGUGGUUUUUCGAGCAUUGGAUGAGUCAGGCAACCCUCGUUGUCUUGGUGAUGAUUAUUUUGAGAUUGAUUUGUCUAGUGAAUUGUGGAAAUCGCGGCCACCCACCAAGGAUUUGGGUAAUGGUACUUACUCAGUCACUCUCCAAGUUCAUCCUGACUUUGCUGGCACUUAUAAUCUCACCAUCUUCCUACUUUUCCGGCAUUUUGAUGGGCUCAAGUAUUCAACUGCUAGAUUUGGUUAUGAUAAACAGCUUCGACAAAUUCCUGUUACAUUUUCUAAAUCUGAAGCUACAUUGCCUGAAUUGCAUGUGUGUAGAAAAUCUGAUUUCGACAGAGAUGUUUGGACAGGGAGGUGGACAAGGCAUGCUAAAAAUGAUGCUUGUGAAAUAAGCAAUGAUGGGCGGUAUAGGUGCUUGGAACCUGACUAUCCUUGCACCAACCCAUGGUGCAAUGGUUCAUUGGGAAUGCUAGAGAGCAAUGGCUGGGUCUAUUCCGCCCAUUGUUCCUUUAGCUUGCUUUCAACUGAUGAUGCUUGGAAUUGCUUAAACAACAGGUGGCUUUUCUUCUGGGGCGACUCAAAUCAUGUUGAUACAAUUCGCAACAUUUUGUUCUUCUACCUCCGUGUGCCAUACCAAGAACUAGAUGUAGUCUCUAGGCAUUUUGACAAGAUUUUUACAAACCCUAAAGAUGAGUCACAGUCUGUUAGAAUUACCAACAUCUUCAACGGUCAUUGGAAUAUGACCAAGAAUUAUCAGGGCCUGAAUUCGCUGUCGGAUGAAGGAUACCGGGAUUUACUGAAGAGCUUUUUCAAUGGUUCUACUGUGCCUGACACUAUUAUAUUCAAUUCAGGUUUACAUGAUGGAAUUUUUUGGCGUAAUGUCAGGAGAUUUAUUCGUGGGGCAGAAGAUGCAGCUUCAUUCUGGAAAGAGAUAAUCGAAGGAGUGAAGAAGAACAAUUUAACAGUAUCGAAUUUUAUUUUCAGGUCAACAAUCACUACAGGAGGAUAUGCUCGCAUUCUUCAAUUCAAUCCUAGUAAAUUGGAGGCGUUUAAUGGCAUCCUUCUCGAGAAACUGAGGGCAGCGGGCUUGGUUACAGGGGUUAUAGACGACUUUGACAUGACAUGGGCAUGGCAUUUUGAUAAUAGAUGCAACGACGGUGUACACUAUGGAAGAUUUCCAGCUAAAAUGAAAUGGAGAGAUGGAAAGAUUGGGCAUCAGUAUUUUGUCGAUUUGAUGCUCGGUCAAGUUCUGUUCAACGCAAUAUGUGCAAGAUGACAGUUUCUGUACCAGAUUAAUUCUUUUUCAGCCCAGAUUUCAUUACAUGGAAAAAGGGUAGAAACGAUUGGUAGAUAGCAAGAGUACAUUUGUAUUGUUCAUAGUAUUAAUUAGUAUAUUACACACUUCAAUAUAUUUGUAUUGUUUGGAGAGAAACAGCGUUUAUGCCAUUUUUUUCCACUUGAGUAAGAGCAUACAUUUCAUUCUUUA
Beta vulgaris subsp. vulgaris (sugar beet) is the source of this 2641-nucleotide messenger RNA. RefSeq lists its product as hypothetical. The transcript has 2 exons. The coding region runs from base 518 to 2431 and encodes 637 amino acids. The record is from RefSeq and is a predicted model, not a curated record. NCBI's taxonomy places the organism in Eukaryota, Viridiplantae, Streptophyta, Magnoliopsida, Caryophyllales, Amaranthaceae.